UGUAUAAAACUAGAAAACAUUAAUUGACAAUAGCAAACCAGAGAACAUAAAAUAAUCUCUGAGUAAACCAAGUAAUUCAUAAUGGUUAAUGAAAGUUUGAUUAGAACUUAGAAUUAUUUUAAAACCUAUAACUUGCUUAUGGGUAUUAAUAAAAAGUGGAUUUUAUAUUGAUGUGGAUGUAAACGGAGGAAGAUAAACCCUCUUAUGUGAAUAUUGUUGUAUGAACCAUGGUAUACAUUUAUAUCGUUACUCCCGCUGUGCCAAGGUGUGAAUUACUUUGAAUGUAGUGGGUGUUAAGCCACCAUCAGCAAUGGAGAUACCAUAAAGAUCUCAUUAGAACGAUUCCAAGGAAAUGAGCUUACUUAUGAGCUUACACAUUUAAGGAAAUUAAUAUACACAAUACGUCAAUUACGGGACUCGGGACUCGGGAUCUAAAUCAUUUUGGAAGCUGUAAAAAUAUAUAUAUGCAUAUACUUGUUUAGAAAUGGCCAACAGUGAAGCUAGUGUAAACAAUCUGUGGCUUUUGCUUUUAUGGGCGCAUACAUGCGUGUGCAAGCAAGAUAUUUAAUUAUUUGAAGCAAACAAUGGCAGUUUGGUAUACAUAUCGCGCGUGUAUUUACAUAUGUGGAAUGGCACAAUAAAAAAAUAAAAAUACAGAAAGUUACGAAUUCUUAAUAUUCGGAAUGAAUCAAAUGGAAAUGUGCUUGAAAGAAAAAUGACUACCAUUUUCUGAGGAGCCAUAAGCUGUACAAAUUUAUACUCUAAUCAUAAUUGAAAUUAAAUAAAACUUAAAUAUAUCAUGGAGUUCUCAAUACCCUUAACAUGCUCAGGACUUACCGUGGGGAUAUAAGAGUGAGAAAGAAAACUAGCAUGUUGCAGUGGUAAACUUAUUUUUCCUGCUGGCUUUGUUCAUAUUUAUUCAUGUUGCAUUAGCAUAACAUGAAACUUGCAAUAAUAUAAUUCAAGUUGAUCUGUUUUAUGAGAAUUGUAAUUUAGUUAGAAAUAUAGACGUCAACUUCAGGAAGAUAAACUCGAAUAUUAGCGAUAAGAAGUUGAGUAGAUUAUGUCGAGUUUGAUGAACGAAAGUGGAACUUCUGCUGAAUUACAAUUUAAUAACAUAGUGGCUGUAGUAUCUGCAACAUCGACGGCAGCAGUGGCUGCAACUGCGCUUGUGGGGGCUUCAAAUCAAAUGAAUUCCAAAAACUUAAUUAUGCAACGUGACAAGUCCGAGACACCUGCAAUUAGCUGUUCUGACGACAUGGUUAGUACAAAUUCUGCGAUCGAAGAAGAAACCCAAUUUAGCGAUACCAGAGGGGGGAUAAAUCUAUCAUUAAUGCAAAACUCGCCUCCACCCCAUAGUUACCGACAUUCGCGUGCCUAUCGUCAUUUUAAAAAUCCACCACAACCACAUAUGUGUAUUCGCACAACCUCAGAAUCAGGUGAAGAACUAUUUAUUAAUGUACUUAGUUGGACGAGAAUAGUGAUACCACAAGAGCCUACCGACCCUAUACCAUUAUAUGGAGGAAUGAGGGUCCCUCCAGGAAGUCCUAGAAGCCCGCCUAUUGUGUUUGCUGUUAUGGCAAAUCCCGAAGUUUUAAAGGAUUCUGGGCGUCACAGCAAAGAUCCAGAGGAACGCAGAGCUAUGGUUGAAUUAAUGUGUGAUUUUGUAGAAGCAAUGAAUCCUGGUCUUAAAUUAGUAAGGAACGCCAUUAUUUUGAAGGAUAGGGAUAUAUCUGGAGAACUAAAAGAUGUCUGGAGUGCGGUGCAAGCCCAAAGAGAUCGAGAAAGGGAGGAACAAAUUAUACAACAACGACAGCAGCAUCACUUUCACAGCAUCACCACUCAACAGAUGUUUCCAAGGUCUACUGAAGCUGUACGAAUUUCCGAACAGAAACAAAUUAAUACAGUAUGUACAGAAAAUUCGGAUAAACUUUUGUUGGGUAGUUUAGCUGAAAAAUCCUUAAAUAAUAGAACUGUUUCUGUGCAGUCAGAUAGUACAAAUACAUCUGCCGCAGGUGAUGUCACCGUCCAUAUAAAGGACACUGUAAAAUUAAAACAACCUCAAGAAACGUAUGAGAUAUGUGCUAAUAUCGCAAGUGGUGGUAAUGAUGAUAUUUUAAGUGACGGAAAGGAUCAAACUGAUGCAACUAAUAAAUUAUCUGCCACAACCGAUAUUUGCGAUAAUAGAAAAGUAUCUGUCAAAACACUUUCUGGCCCUCAACUUAUAAUCGGAGAAGAAAAAAGUAAAAGGAAAGGUGUUGAACAUAUUGAUAGUCCUUCGCCUUUAUCAUCUAGCACAGUACUCACAAUAGAAACUCCCGCUAUAAAUAACAUAGGUACAAGUUCAGGACUCACAUCUUCCAAUCAUAUAAAAAUGAAUACAACGGUUUCCCCCGCAGUAUCCGCAUCAACUAUUACUAAAAAAGAAAAAUUAGUUGGGUUUUUACCUAAUGGAUGUAUAUUCCCACGUUUCAAGAACUAUAAAAACAAAGAAAAAGAUAAAGAUAAAGAAAGCAAAUCGAAAGAUAAAACUUUACUCAAUGCUUUGAAAAAAAGCAAAGACAAAAAAGUCGCAAGUGUUGAGAAUUGUGAAAAAUCUUCAAUGGACUGUGAUCCAAAGAUAAAUUACGAAAAAAACUGUAUUAGUUUAGAAAAUGAGAUACAACAUUUGGAUCUCAAUAAAAUCGACACAACCACAAGUGGUGACAACAUGUAUGCUAAGUUGAAAAUCCCUGCUACUUCGGCGUCAGCAAAAUAGAUAAUUAAUUCUUUUGUAUUAUUUUCCAGUUAGAUGCACAUAGAUACAUUAGGCAUAUACAGUGACUCACACGAUUGAUCCCGCUUUAUUCUUUUGUAUUAUUUUCCAGUUAGAUGCACAUAGAUACGUUAGGUAUAUACAGUGACUCACACGAUUGAUCCCCCUCCAAUCCUCGUGCGAGAACCAAUCAGCAACUCUUGGUUCCUCGCACAGUCUGUUCCGUGUAUCAGACCGUCAUACAUCGGAAUGUUACAUCAGUCGAGUGCAAUUCCUGCACUGGCUGGUGCCACUUCCCGGCGGUUUCCGGCCUGCGCACCAAACGUGAGUGGAGUGAAUCCUACGUUGCCCCAUGCUGCAGGAGUCUGCCCCCGGAACACACUACAGUGGCGUCGCCAACCAACACCCCAGCGCGACAACCGCCCCUGCGGGUUCUGCAGCUGCAACACACAUCACCUGCACGUCACUCCCUCACCCCCAGGAUCAUUCACGGACACCCGCGACAAACCAGGAUACUUCAAUUUAACUGCAACGGACUCCAGA
Molecule: messenger RNA, 3298 nt
Organism: Bactrocera latifrons
Lineage: Eukaryota; Metazoa; Arthropoda; Insecta; Diptera; Tephritidae
Exons: 4
Coding region: 1064-2758 (564 amino acids)
Cellular component (GO): cytoplasm
Source: RefSeq, a predicted model, not a curated record